Messenger RNA from Verticillium alfalfae VaMs.102, 1419 nucleotides. RefSeq lists its product as hypothetical. The transcript is spliced from 2 exons. Lineage: Eukaryota; Fungi; Ascomycota; Sordariomycetes; Glomerellales; Plectosphaerellaceae. Bases 1 to 1419 code for a protein of 472 amino acids. The record is from RefSeq and is a predicted model, not a curated record.
AUGAUACGCGGCUUUCGACCACGAGUGGCCAUUCUGGCCGCGGUCGCCAUCCUCUUCUCCCUCAUCCUCAUUCUACUCGUGCUGCAGGAUCGCGAAACCGGCUACCUCUACGCCCUCGUUCCUCCCGACCUUGGAAGCCAGCGCCACUAUGGCAACGACUGGGCGGGCGCCGACGCCAACACCGAUACCGACGCGGACGACGUCAACACGACCCAUCCCAUCGACGAGCUCAUCGUCGAGGCCCAGCUGCGUCACCGCCAGCUUCUCGGCAAGCAAUCCCUGACCCUGCGCCAGGCCGCCUCGCGCUACCGCGAACGCCGCGGCCGUCACCCGCCGCCGGGCUUCGAUGUUUGGUUCGCCGCCGCCACCGCCGCCAAGGCCGUCGUCGUUGAGGAGUUCUUCGACCGCAUACACCACGACAUCAACCCCUUCUGGGGCGUCGACCCCGCCGAGAUGCGUCGCCACGCCGCGCGGCAGCCGUUCAUGAUCCGCGUCCGCGGCGGCAAGACCGACACGGACACGGAGGGCGAGGAGCCGCCGUACCGCGUGCGGCAGUGGGCCAAGCUCGUCGCCGAGAUGGAGCCGCACAUUCCCGACCUCGACAUGUUCGUCAACCGCGUCAUGUACAGCGGCGGCGCCGCGCGCGGCGGGCCCUGGCACCGCAAGCGCAACGCCCUCAUCUGGCGCGGCGUCUCCUCGGGUGCCCGCAACAAGCGCCACAACUGGUGGCACAUUCACCGCUUCCGCUUCGUCCAGAUGCUCAACGGCACGACCGUCGCCGCCGCCGAGGCCGGCGACGCCGCCCGCGCCAACACGUUCACCCUGCCGCCGCCAGGCGAGAAGAAGUACGUCUACGACAUCGCCGCCCAGCGCGCCGGCCGCCUCGGCGCCUGGCUGCGCUCCUUCGCCGACGUCGCCUUCACCGACAUCCUCUGCGACCCGCCCGACAUGUACACGCACUGGUGGAAGGGCACGCUGCGCAAGAAGAUCUGCACCAUGGUCGAGCCCUACUACGGCGUCGCCGACGAGCUGCCCAUGAAGAAGAUGUACAACCACAAGUACCUGCCCGACAUUGACGGCAACUCAUUCAGCGGCCGCUACCGCGCCUUCCUGCUGUCGUCGAGCAUGCCCCUCAAGUCGACCAUCUACGCCGAGUGGCACGACGACCGCCUCGUGCCCUGGGUCCACUUUGUGCCCUUUGACAACACGUACGUAGACCUCUACGGCAUCAUGGACUACUUUCUGCGCGGCCGCGACGCCGCCGCCGAGCGCAUCGCCACCGACGGCAAGCGCUGGGCCGAGACGGUCUUGCGCCGCGAAGACAUGCGCCUCUACGUGUGGCGGCUGCUGCUGGAGUAUGCGCGUGUCAUGGAUGACAAUCGCGAUCGCCUAGCGUUUGUGCAGGACUUGAUUGAUUAG